AUGUCUGGAAUUAGCAAGGCCUGCUGCUCCAUCCCCCCUGUAGUGUCCAAGGGAUACCAGGCCAAGGGCGCCUACCAGACCAUCAAUGGCCUGAAGACAUACGUGACCGGUCCCGAGACCGCUACAAAGGCCAUUCUCGUCGUAUACGACAUCUUCGGCUUCUUCGACCAGACCAUCCAGGGUGCCGAUAUCCUGGCCACCUCAAGCGAGGAGAAGUACCGCGUGUUUAUGCCCGACUUCUUCGAGGGCAAGCCCGCCGAUAUCUCCUGGUACCCGCCUACCACCGAUGAGCACAAGAAGCUUCUCGGCAACUUUUUCCAAAACGUGGCCGCCCCCCCUCUCCACCUUCCCAAGAUUCCUGAGAUCGUGUCCGAGGCCAACAAGCUCGCCCCCAAUGACGGAUUUGACUGGUCUAUCCUUGGCUUCUGCUGGGGUGGUAAGAUCGCCGCUUUGUCCGUCGCUGGCGACAACAAGAUCUUCAAGUCCGCCGCUCAGUGCCACCCCGCUAUGGUCGACCCCAACGAUGCGAAGACCAUCAAGGUUCCCUUCGCUAUGCUCGCUUCCAAGGACGAGCCCGCAAGUGAUGUUGAGGCUUUCAAGGCUAACCUGGUCGUCCCUAACCACGUUGAGACCUUCUCAACCCAAAUCCACGGUUGGAUGGCUGCCCGCUCCAACUUGGAGGACCCUGAGGUUAAGAGCGAGUACGAGCGUGGCUACAAGACCCUGCUGCAGUUCUUCGCCGCGAACGCGUAA
Molecule: messenger RNA, 753 nt
Organism: Penicillium odoratum
Lineage: Eukaryota; Fungi; Ascomycota; Eurotiomycetes; Eurotiales; Aspergillaceae
Product: dienelactone hydrolase family protein
Exons: 4
Coding region: 1-753 (250 amino acids)
Molecular function (GO): hydrolase activity
Source: RefSeq, a predicted model, not a curated record